AUGGCUACAAGACCAAUCGUGCCAGCUGGAUUGGCCAGUUGCUGUACAGUCAUCUCGGUGAUGGGUGUACUGAUAUUGAGCGUGAUGGGAUAUGGAUUCACACAUAAUUGGGAAGCAUUGAUGGGAUCUACAGAAGACCCAAAAGAUGGAGGAGCAGUAGGAUCUACACUAUACGUUGCAGCACUCGUUUACGCUGGCUUUAUCCUACUUUGUGGAUGUCAAUUGGCCGCACAUAGAAGGUAUUCCAGGAUUCGUAUAUGA
Meira miltonrushii is the source of this 261-nucleotide messenger RNA. RefSeq lists its product as uncharacterized. The coding region runs from base 1 to 261 and encodes 86 amino acids. Lineage: Eukaryota; Fungi; Basidiomycota; Exobasidiomycetes; Exobasidiales; Brachybasidiaceae. The record is from RefSeq and is a predicted model, not a curated record. The transcript is spliced from 3 exons.